Molecule: messenger RNA, 2401 nt
Organism: Choloepus didactylus (southern two-toed sloth)
Lineage: Eukaryota; Metazoa; Chordata; Mammalia; Pilosa; Megalonychidae
Gene: TXNL4B
Product: thioredoxin like 4B
Exons: 4
Coding region: 529-978 (149 amino acids)
Biological process (GO): mRNA splicing, via spliceosome
Cellular component (GO): spliceosomal complex; U5 snRNP; U4/U6 x U5 tri-snRNP complex
Source: RefSeq, a predicted model, not a curated record
CAUGGAUCCUGGACGGGGAUCGAACACGCCCCGGCUCUAAGUGACUGCCUCUGGGACUCUAAUUAGAGCAAUUCCGGGUCCCCUCGCAAGCCAAUGACGCUUAGCCUAAGAGGCGAGACCCCUCUAGACCGAGGGGGUUCGAUGGGAGAAAGGGAAUGGUUACAUUUAGUAAGAGCGGAAGUGUCUCUGUUUCCGAUCAGAGUGGGCGGUGACUAGAAUUACCUCUUCUGCCUAUUGGACUGUUGAGCGGGCCUACCAGCCACCGCGCAUUGGCCCGCACUGCUUGGAGGUUUUCUUUUUCCACUUCCUCUCCCGCGAGGUGGUCGUCUGAGUGUUGCUAGGCAACAGUCUUUGGGGGUUAUUUUGGAUUUGGGUCGCUGCCCCGAUUGGGACCGACGAAGGGCGCCACCCGCGUCUCGGCUCUUCCGAGAAGUGUCCCGUUUGCUCACAGCCCUGAAGUGGAAGAAAGAGAGGUGACUUGUGCAAGUAAAGAUUGACAGUGAAGAUUAAUAUUUGGAUUAUUUCAAGAUGAGCUUCUUAUUGCCCAAGCUGACUAGCAAAAAAGAAGUAGACCAGGCGAUAAAAAGUACUGCAGAAAAGGUGUUGGUUCUCAGGUUUGGGAGAGAUGAGGAUCCUGUCUGCCUGCAGCUAGACGAUAUUCUUUCCAAGACCUCUCCUGACUUGAGUAAAAUGGCUACUAUAUACCUGGUAGAUGUGGACCAAACUCCAGUUUAUACACAGUAUUUUGACAUCAGUUAUAUUCCAUCUACCAUAUUUUUUUUCAAUGGGCAGCAUAUGAAAGUGGAUUAUGGGUCUCCAGAUCACACUAAGUUUGUGGGAAGUUUCAAGACCAAACAAGACUUCAUAGAUUUGAUUGAAGUAAUCUAUCGAGGAGCAAUGAGGGGAAAACUAAUUGUUCAAAGCCCUAUUGAUCCCAAGAAUAUUCCCAAAUAUGACCUUCUCUAUCAAGACAUUUAGUACAUUAACUGCUCUCAAAGUUGAAGAGAUGGACACAUCUUGAAACAGUACCAGAAUGCAGCUGUGCUGUUUUUCUGGAGUCCUUGGAAAUGUAGAGUGCCCCAGCAGAGAAGAAGUUUGACAUGUAGAAAAAAUACCCACCCUGAGUAAAAGAUCAUUCUGGGACUCUUGACAGUGUGGGGUGCCUACAUUUCCACUGCCUGCGAACCUCGGAGCAGUCAAGUCGACAGUAUGAAAUUUCUGCAGAGUGAUGUUUUUAACUUCUCUUUAUAUUGUGCUUUUCUUUAUUCCUUAAGAAUACAGAAUCCUCCAAAACAUUAGCUAGUACAAUUUGAUUUAAUCAUGCUCAUUUGAUACACUCUUAGAAUGGGAAGUCAGUUCCCAUAGAAGCAAAACUAUGUAUUUUCUUUCUACCCUCGCUGCAUGCACUCGUGCAUGCACACACACACACCUUGCCCAUUCCUGCACUCAUAUUCCCCAUGUGUUCCUGUCUUUAGUCCUAAUUUUCCCAGGUUUCUCUUGGAAUAAUUCUCUACUGAUAGCAGGCAAGUUUGUUUUAUUUUGGACCCUUUCUGGCUCAAACUUUUAAAAUGUUGUCCUGGUUUACUCAUUUUACUAGCUUUUAGGUUAUUAAAUUGCCCAGGAAGUAAGAACUUAAACCUUCACCAUCUAGCAUCCAACUUGAGCAGAGCAAAAACUUAACUACCCUUCAUAAGGAGGAGCAGAUCUCCCCCAGAAGUCAGAGUUUCUGCCUCUUUUUGAGGGAGAAAAUUGUAUUUCUAGGGCUCAAGACUGAAGAGAGAUGUCAGAAUUGUUAGAACUGUCCUUAUUUUCCUGUUUUAAUAGCUUUAAGAAGAAUCCUUGUUCUUCCAGCGUCCCUAGCACCACCUGCUGCCACUUGGGCGAAUUACUGCUCUGCCCAAAACCCCACAGGGGCCCUUGAAGAUGAGAGAAUGCAGGCAGAGCCUGAGCGCAGUGGACCAGGCAGCCACUGACCCCCCUUGGCGGCAGAGGCCCAGUUCUGUUCAGGGCGGCGCCGUCACAAGGCCAUCCUCUGCCGGGUGCUUCCUUUCCUCACCUCUCCUGCCCUGAGGAGGGACCCGGGGAGCUGGUUCUGGCUAACCCAGCCUAGGGGAAGACUGCUGGGUGCUCCUGUGUCCUUCCCUGAAAAGGAGAGAGCCACUUCAGGAAUAAAAAAAAACUUUUUCUACCACUUCUGCCUUCUCUCCCUUUCUGCUUCUGAUUGUAAUCAUGAUGUGUCGCUGCAGUAGCCAUCUUAGGUCCAUGAGGCAACUAGCGUUGGGAUAAAAAUCAAUGUACUGAGUAGGACAAUAAAGAUUUUGGGUCCCCAGUGAGCAUAGAGGUGCUGAGUAAACUCUAGACCCACCUCCUUCCACAUUUCUUAUGUAAAAUAAACAUUUUC